Messenger RNA from Megalobrama amblycephala (Wuchang bream), 3244 nucleotides. Its product is annotated as N-acetyllactosaminide beta-1,3-N-acetylglucosaminyltransferase 3-like. The transcript has 2 exons. Gene Ontology annotation, cellular component: membrane. Bases 1893 to 3032 code for a protein of 379 amino acids. Lineage: Eukaryota; Metazoa; Chordata; Actinopteri; Cypriniformes; Xenocyprididae. Gene Ontology annotation, molecular function: hexosyltransferase activity. The record is from RefSeq and is a predicted model, not a curated record.
GUCGCAUUAAGCUAUUGAGGAGAAUGCUGUAAAAUCGCUCUCCGGUCGAAUCGAAAUAAAGUGUUGUCAUAAAUGCUUUUUAUUUCUCUUUGGGGUCACGGUUGUUCUUUUGAAAGUAUUGUGUUUCAUGUUUUAGCCGUGAGAGAUGGAGUUGGCGGAUGACUGAUGUUUGUGCCGAGCUCACUGUUAGGUGCAUUGGGAGCACCUGGUGUUCGUUAUGUUUCUGUCUGUCUUCUCGUUGCUUGUUUCCUUUAGGCAGUGAACGGAUGGGCUGUAUUUCACUUCUGUACGGUGUUGUUUUAUUUAUUCCAGUCCAGUAAACGCGAGUGAGCUCAGCCUACGUCUCCGUGUGAUCCUUUCCGGGAGGGUUGAAACAAAAGAAAGAACCAGAAGAGGGGGUUACAUCUGCGAGAAGGGUGUGUCAAACGGUCACAUGCAAGACGGUAAUGUCACGCUUCAAAGCAUUCAAAGUUCUCUGAAGGUGUAGGGGAGAGUGAUGCUCCCUUCGGAGUGGAAGUUGCUCUGAAUUCACUUUUCUUCCGUAUUGUGACAUGAAUCUGAGUGUAACGGAUUAUCAAAAAAAAAAAAAUGUGGGUUGGGGAUUUGGCUCUGCAUCGGUUGUUGAUUGGAUUUUACGAUGUGGGAGUUUCACUCAGAAAUGGAGGAAUAUGAAUGUAAGUUUUCAGGGGUGGGGUUUAAAUAGACCAAAUAAUUGGAGAAAUCCAACUCAUGUUCAGAGAGAAGUCGUUUUCACACAUCAUAUAUCCUAUAGCCACUCCAAAAUGAAUUUGUGAUGCAAACAUGUUAACUGUUAGGCAGGCAAUUUAUUACGUGAUGAUACUUUUUACAAUUUAUUACUUUCCCACACUGUCAGAUAAAAUGGACCUCAGGACUAAAGUCACAGUCAAAUGCAGAGCAGAGUAGAACACUGAAGUCGGGGACUAAAAAUGACACAAACAAGGGAAGUGCUGUUCACUCACAGCUAAGUUUAUCGAGCUUGGGCUUUAAAUAGAACAGUGUGGCUCCUAUAGGAAAUGACAAGAUAGUCAUUAAAGGUACACGUGACCACAACAAAUUAAAAACAGGAAGAGAUAACAAUGAGCAGGGACAUGCACAGACAUUUUGGGGGGCAGGGGCUCAUAAUUAUUUAUUUAAAAAAAUAAUAAACCCUUAAAUAUAUUAACACAACUCUGAUUUCCUUACCAAUUUAUUUUAAUUCCCUCACACUCAUGCAAUUGUUUCAUACUCCACAGAUUUCUACAAAAUAAUCAGUUCACACAGAGGACAUUGUCCUCUUUAGCAUUCACUAGGUUUAUCACAAGAUAAGGCAACAGCAAAGGAAACUAUGCCGCGUUCCCUAUCACUCUCGCUGCAUGGAAAUAUAAACACAAUUUUAUUAUUAUGAAUAUAAUAUUAUGACUCUAUUCUUUUGUAUGAUUGACGUUUUAGGUGAGUUUAUUUCUAUUAAAGCAGUCAAAUGAGUGUGAUCUCCUGCCAGCCAGCUGAAGAUUGAACCCCUACUGAUUGAGACUUGAAACAGACUUUGUGUGUGUGUUUCUUGGAACAUAUUCAUUUUUUUUCUUUUUUUUAAUUUAUCAUUACAUUACCCAUUAAGCUGGCUACCUUGAUAGCAUUGUUCCUCAUGCUGUCUAUGUAGGCAGCACACCAGGUUUUGAGAGACUGCCUCUCUGGAUGUUUAUUCUUUCAGUUUUUCCUCUAGAGACAGUUGAACUACAGAGACUCGUGUAGAUUUCCUCAUUAAAAGGAGAGAGAGAGUUUGAGCAGUGAAUACAGGGUUGGAUGGUUGUUGAAGCGCAUUUUGACAUGAACAAAACCUCAAAUAGACUUACUUGUGUUGAUGUUAUCUGAAGAAGCUAAAAGGUCAGGUGAAGAUGAGAAAGAGAAACGAGACAAUAGCGUUAAUCCUCACAGGUGUUGUGUGCUUCCUCAUUUUCAUCUACAAAAAUGACACUGAAGACAACAUGACACUGAAUAGCAAAGACACAUAUGAGAUGCUCCGUCAUCAAACUGAUUUGCUCAGAUCCGAAACUCCCCAGCCUUUGUUUUCACAAUGUCAACAGAAUACAUCUGCUUAUAAUGUGACUGGAUUUUCUACUCUGCCAGGUCAUAUCCAAGAUUUCCUGCUUUACCGACACUGUAGGAAAUUUCCUAUGCUGCUUGACCAGCCUGAUAAGUGUGGCGGACCCCUGAACUCUGCAGAUGUCUUUCUUCUGCUGGUCAUCAAGAGUUCUCCAGAAAACUACGAUCGACGAGAAGUCCUGCGGAAAACAUGGGCUGAGGAAAGACUGUAUAAAGGUGUGUGGAUCCGUAGGGUCUUCAUAAUCGGAACAACAAAAACUGGCUAUGAGAAGCGUAGGUUGAAUAAGCUGUUGAGGCUGGAGAACAAUGAGAACAAGGACAUUUUGCAGUGGGACUUCAAUGAUUCGUUCUUUAACCUCACAUUGAAGCAGAUCCUUUUCUUAGAAUGGAUGGAAAGAUGGUGCCCAAAUGCUAGAUUUCUCUUAAACGGGGACGAUGACAUCUUUGCCAAUACGUUUAACAUGGUUGAGUAUCUUCAAGGUCAAGAGGACAAUGAUGGAGGCAAACAUCUCUUUACCGGGCACCUCAUCCAGAACGUAGGGCCUAUUAGACACUCCUCAAGUAAAUACUAUAUCCCGGUGCAGGUUCGGGAGUCUGAGAGCUAUCCUCCGUACUGUGGUGGAGGAGGCUUUCUUCUCUCCGGCUUCACGGCCAGAACAAUCUACAAAAUGUCUCACUCUAUAAUUCUAUUGCCCAUUGAUGAUGUUUAUAUGGGAAUGUGUUUGGAAAAGGCUGGCCUCAAACCUACAUCCCACUUUGGUGUAAGAACUGCUGGUCUGAAAGUCCCAGCUGGGGACGUCGACAAAUUUCACCCUUGCUAUUACAGAGAAAUCAUUUUAGUCCACAGAUUUCUGCCGCACAUGAUUUUUGUGAUGUGGAAUGAAAUACAAAACCCACAAUUGCAAUGUGGAAAGACAAAGUCUGCAUUUUAGAGAAGCCUAUAAACAAAAGAACAGGGUGUGUGAUUAAUUUUAAAGGGAAACAUAAUAGCUGGCUGGAGUUGAUGUGAUAAAAUUUGUUUUUAAUUUAAUGUUUUUAUCAAUUUUUACCGUUUUUACCAAUGUAAUUUCUCAGAUAAAUUAUGUUGUGUAUUGCACUUUAACUGAAAUGAAAAGGGUGGCUGAUUCUUUUUUCAGCAGUAGUA